AUGACAUCGAAUUACGCGGACCGCAAGCACCCUGGAACCAUCUGCCUGUUCGACGUCGACGGAACGCUCUCGCUUGCCCGUCAGUCGAUCCUCCCCGAAUUCCACGCAUUGCUCGCCACGCUCCGCAAGCAGUGCGUCAUCGGCGUUGUCGGUGGCAGCGACCUGAAAAAGGUGCGCGAACAGCUUCAGAUCACGGCAACGGACUUCACUCAAGAAUUCGACUACGUAUUUGCCGAGAAUGGAUUGACGGCAUUCAAGGAUGGUCAGCAGUUGGCUUCGCAGAGCUUCAUCGGAUGGUUGGGCGAAGAAAAAUACAAGAAGCUCGCCAAGUUUUGCCUGCGGUACAUCUCCGAGUUGGAGCUGCCCGUGAUGAGGGGUACGUUCAUCGAGUUCCGUAAUGGCAUGAUCAACGUCUCGCCUAUUGGAAGGAAUGCCUCCAUCGACGAGCGUAUCGAAUUCGAAAAGUACGACAAGAUCCACAACAUCCGCACCACGUUUGUCUCGGCGCUCAAGCAGCAAUUUCCCGACUAUGGCCUCACAUACUCGAUCGGCGGACAGAUCUCGUUCGAUGUCUUCCCGCACGGCUGGGACAAGACGUACGCACUCCGAAACAUUGCGCUCCCCGGCAGCGAUGUCGAGAACAGCAAGUCGGCACAGGACCUGGGCUGGGACACGAUUCACUUCUUCGGUGACAAGACGUACAAGGGUGGCAACGAUAACGAGAUCUUUGAGGAUCCCAGGACGGUGGGGCACACCGUGUUGAACCCUGCGGACACGAUGAAACAGCUCAAGGAAUUGUUUGAUCUGGCUUGA
Sporisorium graminicola is the source of this 813-nucleotide messenger RNA. RefSeq lists its product as uncharacterized. Gene Ontology annotation, cellular component: cytosol. Gene Ontology annotation, molecular function: phosphomannomutase activity. NCBI's taxonomy places the organism in Eukaryota, Fungi, Basidiomycota, Ustilaginomycetes, Ustilaginales, Ustilaginaceae. The coding region runs from base 1 to 813 and encodes 270 amino acids. The transcript has 2 exons. The record is from RefSeq and is a predicted model, not a curated record. Gene Ontology annotation, biological process: GDP-mannose biosynthetic process; protein N-linked glycosylation; mannose metabolic process.